Adelges cooleyi (spruce gall adelgid) is the source of this 1478-nucleotide messenger RNA. Its product is annotated as MAP7 domain-containing protein 2-like. The record is from RefSeq and is a predicted model, not a curated record. Lineage: Eukaryota; Metazoa; Arthropoda; Insecta; Hemiptera; Adelgidae. The coding region runs from base 111 to 1001 and encodes 296 amino acids. The transcript is spliced from 8 exons.
UACAAAAAAAAGAUUAUAUAGACUACUUAUCUAGAGCUAAACAAGAUAAAGCUGUAUCAAAAUUGCCCAAACUUCAAGAUUUUUCUUGUGAAGAAGCAUUUAAAACUGCUAUGGAGGGGAACAAAAGAUGUGAAAAAAUUGAAAACUAUAACAAAACAAUUGAUGACUUAAAAGACAUGACUAAACGUGCUCCAUUCAUAGAUGGUUCUGAAACUUGUGCAAAUGAUGAUCAAUUUAAAAACCAUAACAAGAUGAAACAAGAACUAUACAGACUUGAGUUAACGAAACAGAUAGAAGAAAAGAAAUUACUAGACGAAGAAAGAAAACGUAAAGAACAAAUUAAAGAUGAAGCGAUUGAAAAAGCAGCAAAAGAAAGAGAUGAAAAAUUAAGAAAAGAGUAUGAAAGAGAAAUUGAAGAACGAGCUUUGCUUCAGCUUCAGAAAAGGUUAAUGCAAGAAAAAAUGAAAGAUGAAUUAUUAGAAAAUCAAAAAUCCAUUGAAACUAAAUCAUGGAAAUCGCCUAUAACAACAUUUUCAAAGCCAGAAAAAAAACAAAUACAAACCCAUUAUGAAUUUCCAAAUAAUUACAAAUUUGAACAGUUAGAAUGUCCACCACAGAAUGCAUUUGAUGAUGUUCCUCUACCAACAACAAUCGUUAGGCCACCUAGAAAAAUAAUGUAUAAUGAUACUGAUGAAGAAUUGAAAGAGUCAAGUAUAAAUGAACCUGAUAAUUUUUCAACAAAUAUCAUUGACACGUAUAUAAACCCAUGCAUGAAUCAUCGUAUUUCUUCUCCAAUAAUGAGACCAAAAAUGCGAGUUGGAAAAAAUGCUGUAAGACAACCAAAAGAGCCACCAGCCCAUGUGACUUUUGCAACAGACCCACCUAUAAAAAGAGACAUUUAUAACCCUGCUGCUAUACUACCUGACACUAAGUCCGUUAUUAUAGAUUCACCACUUACUCUGGCGUUGGUUGGUAAAAAUAUUGAUGAAGAUAAAAGCUAAAGCCAAAGCUAUUAACAAACCUAUCUAAACCUCUUACAAACAUUUGGUCCCUGAAAGAAUUUUUACAUUGUCUGAUCUUGAAUUUUUCGAUAAAGAUUUAUUAUCCAGUUUUGGCAUCAUUAGAAAACAAUUAAAUCAUCAAAAAUUUAAUCAAAUCUUAAAAAUGUCUAGUAAACAGCAUACAUGCAUUUUAUUGUUUUCAAUACUCUAUUCCUAUUUUUUUUUGUCUUUAUAAUUAUUAAUAUUGUAGUAAAUAUGUACACACACACAGAGGGUGUGUUUAUUAGGGUGGUUGGUUCAACAUAAAACCUCACUUUAGAAUUUUGUUUGCAGCUUCCCCCCUCCCCCAAAAAAGCUAUUCUGUGAAAAUUUGGAUUCGAUGGUACUGCAAACAAAAUUCUAAAGUAAUUUUUUUUAACCACAUAUAUUAUAUAUACAUUAAUGUACAGUUAUUUCACCAAUAAAAGAAGGAGAUUU